UGUGGUGAUAUUGAAGCUGGACGUCAGGUUUUUGAUGAUAUGCCGCAGAGGAAUGUGGUUUCUUGGACGGCGAUGAUAGUUGGCUAUGUACGUGUGAAAAAUUCCAUUGAGGCGUUGCAGUUGUUUAGGAGAAUGAGGGAUGGAGGUAGAGAGAAUGCUACUACUAUUACUAUUGUUGCCGUGCUCUCAGGUUGUGCUGAUGUUGGAGCUCUGGAUUUUGGGAGGUCUAUUCAUGGGUAUGUUAACAAGAUAGCUGGUUUUAGCAUGGAUGUUGCUGUAAAUAAUGGAUUAAUUGAUAUGUACGCAAAAAAUGGAAACCUUGAUUCAGCUGAGAAUAUAUUCAUUAGGAUGGUAGAUAGGGAUUUGUUUUCGUGGACAAGUAUAAUUUCAGGGUUGGCAAUUCAUGGUAGAGGUAAGGAUGCACUUGAUUUUUUCGAUGAGAUGGUGGCAUCUGGGAUGCACCCCAAUGAGAUUACGUUUCUUUCUGUACUUUCAGCUUGUAACCAUGCAGGAUUGGUUGGUGAGGGACUGAACUUCUUUGAAAGAUUGAAAAAUUCUCCUAGAUUUGAACCCAUGAUGGAACAUUAUGGGUGUAUGGUAGAUCUUCUUGGUCGAGCAGGAUUGCUUGAAGAAGCUGUUGGAUUGAUUCAGGACAUGCCCUUCAAGCCAGAUGCUAUUAUGUGGAGAUCAUUUCUCAGUUCUUGUUUAGGACAUAAUAAUUCGGCUUUGGCUGAAAUGGCAGCGAAAGAGGUACUUGAACUGGAGCCUGAUGAUGAUGGUGUAUGCGUGCUCCUUUGGAACUUGUAUCGCUCUAAAAAAAUGUGGCAAGCUGCUUCAAGGAUGGAGAGGAUGAUGAAGGAUCAGAAAAUAAAGAAAAAACCUGGGUGUAGUUGGUUGAAGUAAAUGGUGUUGUUCAUGAAUUUCUUGCUGAAACUUCAUUACCUUCUGUAGCUGGUGAUGUAUACAUUGCUCUACAAGGCAUUGCUAGACAAUCAAAAAUGAAUAGUGACAUUUUCAUGCACAAGAAGGAUUGUACAGUGACAGAAUGCAUCUAGUAGAACGAAUAUUGACAUUUUUAGAUAAAAGUUUUUGAAGUGAAGCAUGGAAGUUCCUGAUUGGAGACAGUAAAAUUAGCAUUUUCAGAAUUCAAGGGGACCAAAAUGUGGGUUUUCUUGGAAUAAGCUCAGUACUGUUUCCUCCAUACCUUUAUUAGCGCCUCGCUGUACUAAAUUGGAAAACCUCAUCCUUCCACCACUGAAAUGAAGUGGGUUCUGUUGGACAGGUAGUUGAUGCCUUGAUUCCUUGAUGGUCUGGAUGGUCAAUUCAUGCUUCUUUGUUGCCCUUGUGGCAUGUGUUCUGCUGGAAAGGUACUUCUUCCAGAAGUGAAGGAAGCAGAUUAUAUGGAUGGUAGUGACGUUAAUUGGUGAGUCACUGCAUACAGAUACAGUUCGGCUGGGAAUUUAGAGUUGGAUAGUCUUCACGUUGCCUCAUUGUAUCUAUUGUCCCAAGAAAAUGUUGAGUAAUAUUUCCUGGUGACCUCCUGGAUUUUUCUCAAGUUCCUUAUCUUCAGCAUAGUUUGCACGUAAAUGCUUCUGAGUCGCACAUGUGUGUAUUAAAAGCAGAAUUUACACGCAGUGUAGCAAACAUCAUUCAAAUGCUUUUCAGGCUGAUGACUAAGAACUUGGAAUUUCUUUAUUGAUGCGCUCGUCUAAUAUAUGUUAAUUUAGCUCUUUCCUAUGCUCAUUUCAUGAAUGUGACUAUGUACCCCUCUGUACCA
Coffea arabica (coffee) is the source of this 1777-nucleotide messenger RNA. RefSeq names its product pentatricopeptide repeat-containing protein At2g22410, mitochondrial-like. The record is from RefSeq and is a predicted model, not a curated record. Lineage: Eukaryota; Viridiplantae; Streptophyta; Magnoliopsida; Gentianales; Rubiaceae. Gene Ontology annotation, biological process: RNA modification. Gene Ontology annotation, molecular function: protein binding; RNA binding.